Molecule: messenger RNA, 5190 nt
Organism: Vicugna pacos (alpaca)
Lineage: Eukaryota; Metazoa; Chordata; Mammalia; Artiodactyla; Camelidae
Source: RefSeq, a predicted model, not a curated record
GCUUCUGGCCAUACUCCCCUAUAAAUGUGGAAGGUAACUGGUGAAACCAGGUCUGAGUGGUUGGAGAAAGGGAGCUGGGUGAAGUAGGAGCUGCCUGAUCCCAUUCCAGAGUAUCUUCAUCUUUCUGCUGCAGAGUGAAGGUCCUUAAACCAAGAGCCCAGGGUUCUAAACUGCCAUCAAGAUGGUGGGCGAUGUCCCCUACCUUAUCUCAGAUCUGGAUCGGCGAGGCCAGCGGAGAUCCUUUGUAGAGAGAUAUGACCCCAGCCUGAAGACCAUGAUCCCAGUGAGACCCUAUGCAAGGUUGGCAACCAACCCUGUGGAUGACGCAGGGCUGCUCUCCUUUGCCACAUUCUCCUGGCUCACACCAGUGAUGGUGAGAGGCUACAAGCACACGCUGACUGUGGACAGCCUGCCCCCAUUGUCACCGUAUGACUCAUCUGACGUCAACGCCAAAAGACUUCAAGUCCUUUGGGAUGAAGAGGUAGAAAAGGUGGGUCCUGAGAAAGCCUCUCUGGGCCGCGUGGUCUGGAAAUUCCAGAGGACGCGUGUUUUGAUGGAUAUCGUGGCCAACAUCCUCUGCAUUACCAUGGCGGCCAUAGGGCCGACGGUUCUCAUUCACCAAAUCCUCCAGCAGACUGAGAGCAUCUCCAGGAAGGUCUGGGUUGGCGUCGGCCUGUGCGUGGCCCUUUUCACCACUGAGUUUACCAAAGUCCUCUUUUGGGCCCUUGCCUGGGCCAUCAAUUAUCGCACGGCGAUCCGGUUGAAGGUGGCUGUCUCCACCCUGGUUUUCGAAAACCUGGUGUCCUUCAAGACGCUGACGCACGUGUCAGUUGGUGAGGUGCUCAAUGUACUAUCAAGUGACAGUUAUUCCUUGUUUGAAGCUGCCUUGUUCUGUCCCCUGCCAGCCACCAUCCCUAUCCUAAUGGCUGUCUGCGCCGUCUAUGCCUUUUUCAUCCUGGGGCCCACAGCUCUCAUCGGGAUAGCCGUGUAUGUGAUAUUCAUCCCCAUCCAGAUGUUUAUGGCUAAGCUCAAUUCAGUUUUCCGAAGAUCAGCAAUUUCGGUGACAGACAAGCGAGUUCAGACAAUGAAUGAGUUUCUGACCUGCAUCAAACUGAUUAAAAUGUACGCCUGGGAGAAAUCUUUUACCAACACCAUUCGAGGUAUAAGGAAGAGGGAAAGGAAAUUACUGGAAAAAGCUGGAUUUGUCCAAAGUGGAAACUCAGCGCUGGCCCCCAUUGCAUCCACCAUAGCCAUUGUGCUGACAUUCACCUGCCACAUCCUCCUGAGACGCAAGCUAACCGCUCCAGUGGCAUUUAGUGUGAUUGCCAUGUUUAAUGUAAUGAAGUUUUCAAUUGCAAUCUUGCCUUUCUCGGUCAAAGCAGCGGCCGAAGCCAAUGUCUCUCUAACGAGGAUGAAGAAAAUUCUCAUUGCUAAAAGCCCCCCAUCUUACGUCACCCAACCAGAAGACCCAGAUACUGUCUUGCUUUUAGCAAAUGCCACCUUGACGUGGGAGCAAGAAGCCAGCAGGAAAAGUGAUCUAAACAAAGUGCAGAAUCAGAAAAAGAAUUUUCUCCAGAAACAAAGGCCAGAAGCAUACAGUUUGAGUCCAUCAGCCCAGGGAGUCACUGACCCAGAGGAGCAACAUGGCAGCCCCAAAUCGGUUCUGCACAAUAUAAGCUUUGUGGUGAGAAAGGGGAAGGUCUUGGGAAUCUGCGGUAACAUUGGCAGUGGGAAGAGCUCCCUCAUUGCCGCUCUCCUAGGACAGAUGCAGUUACAACAAGGGAUUGUGGCUGUCAGCGGGACUCUGGCCUAUGUUUCCCAGCAAGCGUGGAUCUUUCACGGAAAUGUGCGAGAAAACAUAUUAUUUGGAGAAAAGUAUGAUCACCAAAGGUAUCAGCACACAGUUCAUGUCUGUGCCCUCCAGGAGGACCUGAGAAGCCUCCCUUAUGGAGACCUGACCGAGAUCGGGGAGCGGGGCCUCAACCUGUCUGGGGGGCAGAGGCAGAGGAUCAGCCUGGCCCGUGCCGUCUACUCGAACCAUGAGAUCUACCUGCUGGAUGACCCCUUGUCGGCCGUGGACGCCCACGUGGGGAAGCACGUCUUUGAGGAGUGCAUUAAGAAGGCGCUCAGGGGGAAGACCGUCGUCCUGGUGACCCACCAGCUGCAGUUCUUGGAGUCUUGUGAUGAAGUCAUCUUGUUGGAAGACGGAGAGAUUUGUGAAAAGGGAACCCACAAAGAGUUGAUGGAGGAGAGAGGACGCUAUGCAAAACUGAUUCACAGCCUGCGAGGGUUGCAAUUCAGGGAUCCUGAGCACAUUUACAACGCAGCCAUGGUGGAAGCCCUCAAGGAGAGCCCUGCCGAGAGAGAGGAAGACGCUGGUACAAUAGUUGUGGCUCCAGGAGAUGAGGAAAAGGAAGGAAAAGAACCUGAAACAGAAUCAGAAUUCGUAGACACAGAAGCUCCUCUGCACCAGCUCAUCCAGACGGAGUCCCCCCGGGAAGGCACUGUGACCUGGAAAACGUAUCGCACGUACAUUAAGGCUUCUGGAGGGUACCUCCUCUCUCUCUUCGUGGUGUCCCUCUUCCUCCUGAUGAUCGGCAGCUCCGCCUUCAGCAACUGGUGGCUGGGGCUCUGGCUGGACCAGGGCUCACAGUGUGGGCCUCAGGGCAACACAGGAACGUGCGAGGUCGGCACGGUGCCGGUGGACACCGGGCCGCGGGGGCACCAGUGGGUGUACAUGGGGAGCAUGGUGUCCAUGCUGCUGUUUGGGGUCACCAAAGGCUUUGCCUUCACCAAGACCACGCUGACGGCAUCCUCCUCACUGCACGACCGAGUGUUUGACAAGGUCCUGGAGAGCCCGAUGAGCUUCUUUGACAGGACUCCCACCGGCAGGCUAAUGAACCGCUUUUCCAAGGACAUGGACGAGCUAGACGUGAGGCUGCCGUUUCACGCUGAGAACUUUCUGCAGCAGUUUUUCAUGGUGCUGUUUAUUCUCGUGAUAUUGACUGCUGUGUUUCCUGCUGUCCUUUUAGUCCUGGCCGGCCUUGCUGUAGGCUUCUUCAUUCUUUUACGCAUUUUCCACCGAGGAGUCCAGGAGCUCAAGAAGGUGGAGAACAUCAGCCGGUCGCCCUGGUUCUCCCACGUCACCUCCACCAUGCAGGGCCUGGGAACCAUCCACGCCUACGACAAGAGGGAAGACUGCGUGGACAACCACCUCCUGUACUUCAACUGUGCUCUCAGGUGGUUUGCUCUAAGAAUGGAUGUCCUCAUGAACAUCGUCACCUUCAUUGUGGCCUUGUUGGUGACCCUGAGUUUUUCCUCAAUCAGUGCUUCAUCCAAAGGCUUGUCAUUGUCUUACAUCAUCCAGCUGAGCGGACUGCUCCAGGUGUGCGUGCGCACUGGCACCGAGACCCAGGCCAAGUUCACCUCCGUGGAGCUGCUCCGGGAGUACAUUUCGACCUGUGUUCCUGAAUGCACUCUCCCUCUCAAAGUGGGGACCUGUCCCCACGACUGGCCCAGCCAUGGGGAGAUAACGUUCAAAGACUAUCAGAUGCGGUACAGAGACAACACCCCUCUUGUUCUCGACGGGCUGAACUUGAGCAUCCAAAGUGGGCAGACGGUUGGGAUUGUCGGCAGAACGGGUUCUGGAAAGUCAUCAUUGGGAAUGGCUUUGUUUCGUCUGGUGGAGCCCGCCAGUGGCACAAUCAUCAUUGAUGGUGUGGAUAUCUGCACUGUCGGUUUGGAAGACCUCAGAACCAAGCUGACCGUGAUACCCCAGGAUCCCGUCCUGUUUGUAGGUACAGUAAGGUACAACCUGGAUCCCUUUGAGAGUCACAGUGAUGAGAUGCUCUGGCAGGUUCUGGAGAGAACAUUCAUGAGAGACACAAUAAUGAAGCUCCCGGAAAAAUUACAGGCAGAAGUCACAGAAAAUGGAGAAAACUUCUCAGUAGGGGAACGCCAGCUGCUUUGUAUGGCCCGAGCGCUUCUCCGUAAUUCAAAAAUCAUUCUCCUUGAUGAAGCCACUGCCUCCAUGGACUCUAAGACCGACACCCUUGUUCAGAGCACCAUCAAAGACGCCUUCAAAGACUGCACGGUGUUGACCAUCGCCCACCGCCUCAACACGGUCCUCAACUGCGACCUUGUCCUGGUCAUGGAAAACGGGAAGGUGGUCGAGUUUGACAAGCCUGAAGUCCUUGCUGAGAAGCCAGAUUCUGCAUUUGCGAUGUUACUGGCAGCAGAAAAUAAACUCCGACUGUAAACAUCCCCGCUGGGGCCACGUCAGCUGCUUUUAGAAGAGGAGGAGGCUAUGUGAGAUGAGUCAGUGCACCUGCAGUGGGGAGGCUGUCAUCUGGGCAGGGUGGAGGGCAGCCCUGGUCCACCAUCCCUCCCAUGCCAAGAGCACAGGCUGAGCCGGGGCGGACCUGCUUCCCUGCCUUGCCCAGCACACGCCUUCUGAUCUCACUUGGAGGGCUUGGCAUUGUUCUGGGUGAUAAACAGAGGCAGGUGAAGCUAGUAGAUAAAAAACUGCCCCCACGUCCUAAAACCCCAAAGGUCCCUCAUACGUUCUCAUCAAUACCACUUUAGUGCAUGGGAGUGAAAACAUUGUAACUUUCAGUUAAAAACUGGUUAAACAGAAUGGGAAAAUUCCUAAGGUUGGCCUUUAUAAAGGGUCCCUGCCUUGUUAUCAAAAGGGAAGAGAACAGAGUUUUCUUCCCUCUUAACUCCUGUUCUUGUCUAUUUGGAGUGUGUGACAAGCCCUAACUACAGAGAUCUGUAGCAUGAAAGAUUGAUUACAGUGUCUGGUGAAAAUUUUUUUAAAAAAUCAUAUUGUAUGCCCCAUUUGAUCUAUUAGAAUAACCAGGAAAACAAAAUGUUGGAGUUUCUCUAUAAAUGACAUUUUUAUAUCUUCUAUAUUGGUCAUUAAAAUGCAGUAGGAAAUUAAACUACCCUGAAAUGUUGCCUUGCAAUUAUUUUGCUGAAGAUAUUCUAAUUUCUGUACUGUUUUCUGUCACAGAGCCUUGUUGCUUUCGCCAUUGACUCAGUAAUAAACCCCUACAGCGUUUCCCAAAUACAAGUCUUUCUUUCCCACCUCAAGGUUUACUAUGACGGAGGCAGUAAACACACAGUCCCAGCAGCUGAGGGGUGAGUGCUGCUGAUUCAUGGUGACAUUUGGAAGAAAAAAAAAAAAAA